AUGAGACGGCCUCCUAGAAGUUUAGAGGAGUGGUUGUAUUAUAAACUGAUCAAUAGUGUUGAAUUUAACAGAUUCGUCACCAGAAUACAUCAUAAAAUUAACGGCAUCAAGGAUACACCACAAUUCAAUGCUAAGCCACAGAUCUCGCCAUUACUGUACAAACCUUCCAAAUUUCAAAAAAUUAAUGCAUUCAGAAUAUUGUUUUGGGAUGAAUUGAAAGGAACUCUUGGCUUCAAGAGAACUGCAAACAAAUUUUUCAAAGAUUAA
Kazachstania africana CBS 2517 is the source of this 267-nucleotide messenger RNA. It is a transcript of the gene MRX7, whose product is annotated as Mrx7p. The transcript has a single exon. Bases 1 to 267 code for a protein of 88 amino acids. The record is from RefSeq and is a predicted model, not a curated record. Lineage: Eukaryota; Fungi; Ascomycota; Saccharomycetes; Saccharomycetales; Saccharomycetaceae.